UUAACAUGUCUGUCAAGUAUCCGCUACUGGGCAGCAAACCUCUCGACCGGUGUCUAGAAGAGGCCGAGGUGUCGGGAAAUCUCAACCUCAGCGGCCGAAAUCUUCGAAAUCUCGCCUGCUGCGACGAGUACGACAUAUCGGACGUGACGGAAGCGGAUUUGUCUCGCAAUCGAUUCAUCGAGAUUCCGUCCGAGCUGUGCGCUUGUGCGUCGCUCGAAUCACUAGUGUGUCACCACAAUGUACUGAAAGCGAUUCCGGACGAAAUCGGACAACUCAAGCGUCUGACGCAUCUCGACUGCAGUCGCAAUCAGUUGUUCUCGAUACCGUCGUCGCUGUGCUCGCUUGAGCUUGAGACGCUCAUUUUGAAGAGCAAUCGGUUGACAGUUUUGCCACCGGAAGUGGGGAGUCUGAAGAGAUUGUUGGAACUGGAUGUUGGUAACAAUGAGCUUAGGCAUCUACCACAAACUAUUGGCGACAUGGAUCGCUUGAGAACAUUGAAACUUAGAAGAAAUUGUCUGGUUGACCUUCCUGAUAGUUUAUGGAAGUUAAAACUCACCCAUCUUGACUUGACUUCCAAUCAUCUCAAAGCUUUACCGUUGUCACUCACAAAGUUAUCAUCAUCUAUUCUUAUCCUAGGGGUAGACAGUAAUCCAUUGGAGUCUCCACCAUCUGAGGUUUGUUCACGUGGGUUGUUUCACAUUUUGAAGUAUCUCAUGCGGAAGAAUGAGGAGUUGACAAAACCUCAGCGAUCUAACAGUGCAAGGCGAUCGCGAACAGGCGAAUUUCGACAUUCUAAGAAACAUGAGAGUUCACAAGGAGGAACACUAUCAACAGUGGCGCAAGUGAGUGACCGUCUCGUUACUUAUCAUGACUACUUUUCUGUUAGUUUGACUGCCGAAAUUGCAAGUGUGGAGAAGAAAAUUGCCGAGAAACACGGUCUGGAGUGGUGGAAGUUGUCUGACGGUGCCACGCCUGAUAAUGAUGGGACCGAGGCUACAGUCGAGGUUCACAUUCCAGAGCCGACUGUGUCUCGGACGAUACGAUCUGCAGCCGUGACCGUGUCAUCGAGUGUGCCGGCACCUUCACAGCCUACUGCACCAGCUUCGUCUUCAGUGAGUACUACUGAGACAGCUGUAAUGCGGUCGCCUCCACGGACUAGGGCGUAUGCUACGCUGCCAAGUAUGAGAGUAGCUAACGGCGGCUCAAGAGUUACCUCAAAUGACAAGAAAAACGAUGUUGAUUCUCUAGCGGUUAUUCCCAGAAUGUCUCAAGUUCUAGACAGCAAAGCUACGCAUCGUUUGUCCGCAACACAGAUGGCAAGAUCAUUGCAUAGAAAAGCAACCGGGAAAUCCUCGCCGACGAAACGAGACUCUCCUACAAGCAAGGGAGACUCCACAACAGCGUUUGACUUCGACAAGCGUAAGAGCUUGCCUGUGACUACAACCAGCUCAGCAACAGAUGGACCAAUUGAGAGCGUUCCGAAGGAGAGAAGUACAAACGGCCAGGAUGGGAUGCGCAAGUCGAGAGUAAAGGGAAAAAUUCAGAAUAAGCCGAUAAAGAGAAGACCAACUGAAGCCGCAAAGGAAACGUCUCCUUCUGAUGCCGAGGAAAGGGAAAAGGCUAGAGAAAAUGAACAACGAGUGAUGGAGACUAGAAUAGCGUGGGAGAACAGAGAAAAGGUGAAUGCCACUUUGAAUCCCCCACCUUCUCUUGCUCAACGGCAUUCUGAGUCUACGAUUCCUGCUGGAACGAAGAGUUCUGGCAGUUUGAAGCAUAAGCCUUCAGAUCCUGGACCCUCGAGACCAAUGUAUCCAAGCUCUUCGCUUCCGAAGACUUCUAAGACCAAAGCUGCCAGCUUCAAGGCAUCAGCAGGGAAAUUUACAGUCAAACGAACCGAACAAAAAUUGUAUGACACCUUACAGAGAGUCGAGAACUUGAGAAGGACCAUUGAGAUGCGUUUGGAGACAAAGUUGCCUGAUGAUGCGAUGGAGGCGUUGGCUGAUGGAGUCACGCUGUGUAACUUGGUCAACCGUAUACAACCAAAGACAGUGACUACGAUAUACACGCCUCCAAAAGGCUCAAAACUUUCAAGAGGGAAAGCACAGAUGAACAUCAGCGCAUUUGUGGAUGGAUGCAGAAGGCUCGGCGUUCCAGUGAAAAUGCUUUGCUCGAUUGGUGAUGUUCUGCAGCAACGUGAUCCGUCUCGGUUGUGUCAAACUGUUGAGAGUCUAAUUGGUUUGGUAGACAAAGAGACGGAAAUUUGAUGAAUAUUGUUGAGAGCGUCCGAAUCGUACAGUACAGGACGAGCUCAUUACUCGUGUUUUAGGUUCACAAUGAUGAAGGCUGAGCCAUACCCUCUGCUGUUAUGAUUAAUCGUGUAAUGAUGUAAUACUUGUACAUAAAUCAGUUGUUAAGGCAUUUGUGAAAUAGAUGUAAUGUUGAAAGGAUGAAUGUCAGAUGGUUUUAUGGAUGAGA
Corticium candelabrum is the source of this 2475-nucleotide messenger RNA. Its product is annotated as leucine-rich repeat and calponin homology domain-containing protein 1-like. Lineage: Eukaryota; Metazoa; Porifera; Homoscleromorpha; Homosclerophorida; Plakinidae. The record is from RefSeq and is a predicted model, not a curated record. Gene Ontology annotation, molecular function: protein binding. Bases 6 to 2264 code for a protein of 752 amino acids. The transcript is spliced from 18 exons.